AAAUUCGAGAAGAAUAAGAAGAAGUAUUUCAACUGUUUUUUUCUCCUCUAAGCAGUUGGUGUUCAACCGUUCACGUGAGAUAUCUCACAACAGAAGCUGAAGUUGAAACAAUGGCGCGUUAUGAAGAAGUGAAGGUGCGCGGCUAUGAGGAGUUCUGUAAGGCGGUGUCAGAGAGAAAAGGAAAGGAUAUUUUUGCUUAUUUUUCAGGUGAUAAAGACGCUGAGGGAAAGAGCUGGUGUCCAGAUUGUGUUAAAGCUGAGCCAGUUGUUAGAGGAGAGCUGAAUCAUCUUCCUGAAGGCUCAGUCUUCAUCUACUGCCAAGUUGGAGAUAGACCUUAUUGGAAGGAUCCAAACAAUGACUUCAAGAAGACCCUGAAGUUGACGGGAGUUCCCACUUUGCUGCGAUAUGGCACACCUCAGAAGCUAGUGGAGGAAGAUCUCUUCAAACCAGACCUGGUGAAGAUGAUGUUCACAGAAGACUGAAGGAUCCUUGGCUUAUUUGAUCGUUUAUAAAGAAGCUAAUAUUUCUUUAUUAAUUACCAGUUUACACGGUUCAGUUCAAGCACUUAAAAAUCAUCCAAUGUUGAUAUCUGAAUGUUUUCAAUGCAAACAGGUAAUUGUCAGCUGUGCAUUACCUAAACCAAUAACCAGCCUCUGACAUGCAGCUCUGUAUUGGGCUACACUGAAAGAAAAGUUUGCUACCUGAUUAUUUUGUGCAAUCAAUAAAUACUUCAUUGUAUAGAAAUACACACAU
Messenger RNA from Cyprinodon variegatus (sheepshead minnow), 753 nucleotides. It is a transcript of the gene txndc17, whose product is annotated as thioredoxin domain containing 17. The transcript is spliced from 4 exons. Gene Ontology annotation, molecular function: protein-disulfide reductase [NAD(P)H] activity. Gene Ontology annotation, cellular component: cytosol. The record is from RefSeq and is a predicted model, not a curated record. Lineage: Eukaryota; Metazoa; Chordata; Actinopteri; Cyprinodontiformes; Cyprinodontidae. Bases 111 to 482 code for a protein of 123 amino acids.